AUGCUAAUUCUGGACCACGAUAUCUCAUCCUUCUUCAUCCUGCUCCAAGUCCUCUUUUGGAAGUCACUAGCCAAAAGGUGUACACGGUGCAAGUUAGAGAAUGUGAAAAUAUGGAAUAAGGGAAUAGACUGGAGUUCAGAUAAAAAUCUAUAUUGGAAGCACGAUGUUGACAGGUUUGAGUCACUAAAAGUCAUAUUGCAUGGAAAUGCUGAAUUUGAAGUUGUUGAUGUCAACAUUGAGGGAAGUCAUUUGUUUGAAGUCCCAGAUGGCUACAAGAUGAGGGUCACAUCUGGAACUUCAGAUGAAGAUUGGCUUCAAGAGUUCAACAAAGAAAGAUUGAUCCUUCCAGCUGAAAAAUUUGAGACUAUUAUAUUUAAGUUAGAGGUGUUGGAUCAUAAGGCUGGUGAAAGAGCAGGAGUUAUAACUCCUACACUUGGCUCACCUAUACUUGUACUUUUGACAUUUGAUGCUGCAGUUGAGGCCCUUCAAGCACUUUCCAUACAAUAUGGGGUAUUCGAGUCAAUUUAUAGUUACUGGAAAGAAAAGCCACCUCCUCCAGUUAAUGACACCAACCCAUACAAUAUAUUUAGACUAAGGCAGAAAGCUCAGAGAGUUCAUACAAGAAGGGUGAGACGCAAUCUUGAUCAAGCCAAAAACUUACUAGAAGCUUUAAUAAAGAGAGAGGAGAAAAAGAGAGAUGUUUACCUUUUGAGAAUCAUCAUUCACAGAAGAACCUCAUCCCUUUCAGCUUUCAACUUUCACCUCUGUGUGGUUGGUUGA
Lactuca virosa is the source of this 780-nucleotide messenger RNA. NCBI's taxonomy places the organism in Eukaryota, Viridiplantae, Streptophyta, Magnoliopsida, Asterales, Asteraceae. The record is from the annotation of a GenBank genome assembly.